AAAUUUAAAUUUGGUUUCAACUUUCUCCCAAAAGAGUAAACUGCUGACGCUGUUGAUCUCUCCCAAUUCUCCUCCUCGCUUGAUAACCCCUCUCUUUCAGUUUCACGCUUGCCUUCGCUUCGAGCAAGUGACAAGGAGAUCGAUCGCAGGUUUGCAGUUUGCUGAGACCGUCACUCUCCAUUGCUCUCUCCACAGCACCCGACAGGAGAAGAUUUGCGGUUUGCUAUUCGUCCCACAUUCCGUUUCGUACGAGUUUCUCUUUUCCCCCAAUUUGCUACUUCUCCAUUCUCUUAAAGAGAGAGACAGAUGGCUUGAAUAACCCUCUGUGUACAGUACCUUUCUGGAGCUUGAACAGGUAUCUGAUAUGGACAGCCUAGUGGACUCUUUAAAUAACGCAUAUCAGGAGUUUGUUGCUGGAGCAGCUAAUGUCCUUGAAGCAAACGAAGCCUCUGGGGCUCAGAAGACAGCAGCAACAGAUGCCGCUCUUGAGAAUUUUAAACAAAAAUGGGAGCUAUUCAGGGUUGCUUGUGAUCAAGCAGAGGAGUUUGUGGAGUCUGUGAAGCAAAGGAUAGGAUCAGAGUGCCUUGUUGAUGAAGCCACUGGUUCACUAGCUGGCAAGUCUGGGCAGGCCGCCACCACUGGCAUUCCUCCGAUCAGUGCUGUUCGGUUGGAACAGAUGAGCAAAGCUGUGAGAUGGCUCGUGAUUGAGUUGCAGCAUGGCUCAGGUGCUGCUGCUUCUGCUUCAGCACACUCUCAUCAGUCUGCUCCUUUUGAUGCUAGAUUUACUGAGGAUGCAACCCAAUAGGUACCCUAUCAUAUGAGGCCAUACUUAACAAGUAUUUUGUGUUUUGCUUGAAAUGACUCUUUGAGGGGGCGGGGCAUUUACUGUGUAAGAUAAUCUUCUUGAACUUCGACUGAACAUGAAAAAGUGGAUCCAUUUCUUCUGUAUCUACCGUUAACUAAUAUAGUUUCAUGUUCUUUGUACUUUGUUUUUCGUGGAGGUUGGGUGGGGAGAAACUGUUUCUAGUAUGUAUACGUAAUUUUUAUGUGGAUGUGGGGACUCGAAAACUCUUAACUUAGUCGAGAACGUGUCUUAAUCACUGAGCUAUGCUCAGGUUGACGAGUUUGGAUUCAUCAUGAUGAAAGUUGUCUCAAGUUUGUGGAUUUGGUUUCA
This is a messenger RNA of Benincasa hispida (wax gourd), 1174 nucleotides long. It is a transcript of the gene MED32, whose product is annotated as mediator of RNA polymerase II transcription subunit-like protein. Gene Ontology annotation, biological process: leaf senescence; regulation of DNA-templated transcription; cold acclimation. The record is from RefSeq and is a predicted model, not a curated record. Gene Ontology annotation, cellular component: mediator complex. NCBI's taxonomy places the organism in Eukaryota, Viridiplantae, Streptophyta, Magnoliopsida, Cucurbitales, Cucurbitaceae.